CCAAAGACACCAAAUCAACAACUAACGUACAAGGAGCGUAUACAGAUCCACACCCUACGCGAGAUAGGCUGGAAACAAAAGGAUAUCUCUUAGAAACUUAGGAUACCUCUUUCUACAGUCUCUCUCUGCCUCCGCACGCCUGAGACGCCUACAAAGCCUAAGGGACAGUCUCCUAUUCUAUCUACUCCAUUCCGAAUCCUCCUUGUACGGCAUGCGACUGAGAACGCUAAGCAACGACAGAAAACUCAAGAGGAGAUAGCUUAAGAGCUAGGGAUAACAGUCUGUUGGCGUACGCUUAUUAAGGCCUUUAAGAAGGAGCUCUAUUAUUGCUGUAAGGCUACAGAGAAACCCUUCCUCACUAAGCAACACAAGGCAGACUGGGUUUAGUAGGCAUGGGAGCACCUUGACUGGAGCGACAAUUAAUGGGCUGGUAUAGGCUGGAGCGACGAUAUGAGCGCCCAGGCUGGCCCUGGCGAAGUGUGGGUGACAAGGCGCGCUGAGGAGCGCUUCCUGCCUGCCUGCUGUGUUGCUAGAUUCAAAGGCUACUCUAGCUGCAUAGUGUGGGCGAUAAUAUUAAGGGAUAUGAAGGGCCCUCUAGUUGUGUACAAGAAGAGCUAGUGUACAAAUAAGAA
Molecule: messenger RNA, 632 nt
Organism: Lindgomyces ingoldianus
Lineage: Eukaryota; Fungi; Ascomycota; Dothideomycetes; Pleosporales; Lindgomycetaceae
Exons: 1
Coding region: 451-618 (55 amino acids)
Source: RefSeq, a predicted model, not a curated record